Messenger RNA from Ylistrum balloti, 1219 nucleotides. Its product is annotated as MICOS complex subunit Mic10-like. The coding region runs from base 16 to 270 and encodes 84 amino acids. Lineage: Eukaryota; Metazoa; Mollusca; Bivalvia; Pectinida; Pectinidae. The record is from RefSeq and is a predicted model, not a curated record. The transcript has 4 exons. Gene Ontology annotation, cellular component: mitochondrial inner membrane; MICOS complex; mitochondrion.
CUUUCAACAUUCAACAUGGUGAAAAGAUCGGAAGACAUCCUUGUUGAAAAAUGGGACAAAUGUAUUGUGGAUGUUGCACUGAAGACAAUAUCUGGGGCAACAAUUGGAGGAAUAUUAUCACUAACAAAAUUUGGAAGAACUAAAGGUGGGACCAGGUGGUCAUUGUUGUUCUUCACUGGUGUAGGAUUAGGGAUGGGCAUGGCCAACUGUAACAAUGAAUUUAAAUAUACAAACCUCAUGAAGCUGAAACAGGACCCCGAAAAGUCAUAGUGACAGUUUGAUUUAGAAGCGACGUCAAUUUAAUGGAGUGAUAAAAAGAAGAGUUGUGAGGUCUGCGUUUGUAGGGAGAAAGGACAGAAUUAAUUUCAAAGUGAAUGAACUGUCAUCAGUGGACCUAGUUACAUUUUUAAGCAGGAGUUAUUUCCCUUGGGUAAGAGAGUGUGAAAACAAUCUUGAUUUAUCUAAGAAAAGAGGCCUGCUUGAAAAUGAUUACUGGACAUUAUCAAAAUUGGGAGGAAAAGUUAAAAAAUGUACAAUAUAUUGAUUAUAUUAUUCACAUUGUAUGAUAAAAUAAUCAUUAUACAAAACAUAUUUCGAGUACUUUGAGUGAUGCAGGUACUAAUGCACUUGUGUUAAGAUCAUGACCAACUAAUCCUGUUUUCACUGUUUAAAUGUAGAUCUUAACAAUGUAAAGUGUUAUGACAUAAUGUCUGUGUGACUAAUGAUACGUAAGUUUGGUUUCUCUGAGGUGUGAAAAGUCCAGUUUAUAUGAAUCUUCUCAUUUCUGGAUUUGAAUUUCAUCUUGUAAUCAACCAACAAAAUUUCAAAAGAUUAAACUUUUGAAUGAAAUCGAAAUUUUUGAAAUUGAAAUGUGUAGAAAAUAGUGCUGUUCUCAUAUUUACAUUGACUAUAUACAGACACCAGUUUGUAGUUUGUGCUUAUUUCUACUUACAAGCUUUUGUUUUCCUACAGGAUAUGUUGUGUUUUAUUUAGAAUUUGAGAUAUUGGUAGGGAAAUGAAAACAUUGUUGAUAUGAGAACCGCUCCAAAAAUUGUAACAUUAUGAUAUUUAGAAAAGAGGGGGGGGGGGGGAAUAAAAAACAGUCACAGUAAGAUAGCAAUUAUCUUUUGCAAUGAAAGUUACAGAGUCAAAGGAAGCACACAAAUGUAAAUUAUUUAGCCUUGUAUUUUAUUGUGGCCAAUAAAGACAUAUAGAAGUG